UGGCGGCGGAGGUGCGUCGCUGCACUGGACUUAGUCAGCAGCACCCGUGUGGACUGACACAGACCCAUCGAUCCACCCACUAGUGUGACUGCAGCCGCCGCCGCUAGAUGGUGCACGCUCCGCCACAGCCGACUUUCUCAGCCGUCAGUAGCCAUAGAGACCUUACCACUGUGGGCUGCACGGCCUGUCACGCCCGCACGAGCCCACACAUGUCCUUCUUAAUGCGGGCGCGGUAAGAUGGCAUCGGCAACGCUCAACUCCGGGCUCCUGGAGGCUCUGGUGUCGCGCGGGACAACGCCUCAGGCCGUGGGAGAGGCUGACCCGCAGCCCGGGUCUCCCGGCAGCGCGGGGGGCGACCCCACGUCCGCUCACCACGCCUACCUCCACGCUCACUUCCAGGGCGUCGCGAGCCACUACGAGGAAGGCGGCGACCUGCAUGACGUGUCCACCUCUGGGGGCGACGCCACCACCGAGGACGACGAAACCAGCCUGAACGACCAGCUGUCGCACUACUACCAGCGAGGCGACGACAGCCACCUCUCGGCGUCAGCGAAGAAGCGGCGCAAGCAGAGCAACCCGGUCCGGCUGCCGACGCCCCAGGGCGACCUGCAGGGCCCGCCGCCGUCGAAGCCCGAGGAGGCGCAGUUCGACUCGGAGAUGUCCAACCCUUCUGGCGAUGGCGAGGAGGGCAUCGCGUGUCCUCACUGCCACGUGGAAGCCCCGUCUGAGGAUUCUCUGAGACGCCACAUCAUUGAAGAGCACAUCGGGCGCCUCCUCACCGACGACGAGGCGCGGCUCCGGCAGCAGCGGGAGGAACCCGAGCCAGGAGAGAACAGGAAAUCUGAGAGAGAGCCAGGCCCCCUGAACCUGUCGAGCCCCCGGUGGGACGGCCGGCCCCCCUCCAGGCCCCACGACGAGGAGGGCCGCAGCCCCCCGACCUCCAUUCCGAUGCCCCCCUCGUUCGGCGACGGAAAGCUGGGCAUGCCUGGGCUGCUGCCUCUCGGCCCCCCGCCCUUCCUGUUCCCGUUCCUGCAGCAGCAGGCGGAGCGAGAGAGAAUGGCGGGGCUGCCGCACUCUCAGCAAGCACUUUCUCCUUCAUCAUCAUCAUCAUCGAUGGCAAAUGGUCAACAACAACAACGCAUCUUCAAUCAGCAAGCUUAUUGUGACCUUUGCCACAAAGAAUUUUGUAACAAGUACUUCCUCAAGACACAUAAGGCUAAUAAGCACGGCAUUUACUCCCCUGAAACGAGCAGUUCUCCAACGGGAAUUCCCUCAAGCCACUCGACCCCGUUAGGGCCAAGCGUGUCCAUGGCCUCCUCGAUGACCUCGCCCCUGGGUCCGAGCCUGGCCACCGGGGGCUUUGCCGGUUCGCCGUAUGCCGGGGCCUUCAUCACCACCAACAUGAAUGCCCUCCCCCUGCGGCCGCUGCUGCCUUCACAACUUAGUGUAAAUAAAUCCACUAGUAAGGACUCUAGCACAAGUAAUAAGCCUGGAGGCGUUAUUAACCUCGAGGCUUACUGUGAGUUGUGCCAAAAGGAAUUCUGCAACAAAUAUUUCCUCAAGCGCCACAAGGCAAAGAUCCAUGGAAUCAAUAUUGAAGUUGUCACCAAGCCCAAGAAUGCAGGUCAACUGCCUCCUCGCGUCGCCCCAGACCGGCCCGAAGGAUGGUGCGAUGCUUGUCGGAGGGACAUCGGCAGUCGCGCUGCUCUCAAUGCUCACAAGUUACAGGCUCAUGGACCUCACAUUGUUGCUCCUCUGCCGUCUCCUCACACCACUUCCCCUCAUACAGUUAGAAACCCAAGAACACCCACUCCUAAGGAAGGCCGCAGAGAUGGCCCAGAUCAUAGGGAAUAUUUCAGUCCAUGGGAAUCUUACAAAGAUGCUCGUACGCCAGUUAAAGUAGAACAAUCAAGGGAUGCAAGAGAGUCUCCAAAGGACAUCCCAGGCCGCAGCCCUUGGGAUAGACCUCUUGGGUCGCCCUGGGACGCAGUGAGGGAUACCCCGAGGAGUGACAGGCCAUUGGAGUCCCCUAAAGAUAACAGGCGAGAACACAUAGAUGGACUGAAGAAGGAGGACUCGUGGAAUGAACAGAGACUCCGGAAUGAGGAUCAGUACCACCAACAUGCUGAACGUAGCGGCUACCACGAGCGAUUAUCCGAGUCUGGUGACUUUCCCCUUGAUGCCCGUGACAUGCAGGUGAUGAGGGAGCAGCAGCACCGCGAAUGGGAAAUGCAGCAGCGAGAGCUUGAGAACCAUGAACGAGACCAACAACAGAGGGAACGUGAACACCAGCAGAGAGAACGUGAGCACCAGAUGAGGGAACGUGAACAGCAGCAUCGGGAAAUGCAAAUACGCGAACGUGAACGCGAACGGGAACGAGAACACGAGAGAGAUCUUGAGCAAUGUGAGAGAGACAGAGAAGAACACAAAUGGGAGCAAGAUCGAAGCCGUGAGCAUGAGCGAGAAUCAUACAAGAACCUUGAACUCGAACGUGAACGAUAUGAACAUGAAAAACGUGAACAAUUUUUAAAGGAAAGAGAACAAGAGAUGAGAGGAGAUGGAGAGUUAGCAAUCAAACAAGAACCAAUGUACCAAGAGGGAGAAUCUCAGAAGGACGACCAGCAAGCAAGCAAAGAGUCCCAAGAUCACGAAAAAGGAGAACGGAAUGGCUUGCAUCACCAAGGAAACAGUGAAGAUCAGGAACAGAGGAACAGCAGUUCAAAAGAAUCGGGCAACCAAGAAGGCUCAGAGAUCCAGAAUGGAGGAGCCGAAAGCCGAAAUGGGAGGCCAGAGAAUCGGGAGCCGGGCAAUGAAUCCCGAGAAGGAGGGGACGUCCGUGAGUCGGUUCGGGAGCCCUCGCGUGAAGCUCCUCGGACUCCAGGAAGCAGUGCAGAUGAGAGUUCCCGCGAUACAGGCAUCAUUGCACGUGUGGGUCAACCAGCGAUGGUACAGGCGCCACCUGGAACAAAAUUCACUCCAGAGCAACUUCGUCAACUUGGAGUUAUUAACCCUGAUGCCUUCUGUGAGCUGUGCUGUAAGGAAUUCUGCAACAAAUAUUUCUUACGGACGCAUCGCAUCAAAAAGCACGGGAUAUACACCCCUGAGUUCUCUGACAGAUCGAAGAGUCACCAGAAAGACAAUUCCCCUCUCAGUCUUGCUCGGCUUUUAGAACGACAGGCGCUCGAGUUACGGCCGACUUUACCCGACAUCGAGGGUGAUUUGGAGUGCGAUAUCUGCCGGCGUCCAUUCCCCAGCCACUAUCUCCUUCAGGUGCACAAGUACUACUUCCACGGGCCUGGCCAGGAAGCAGCACAACAGGAGCAGCUAUCUCUGCAUCCGCAACCCUCCCCGCACGAACAGCUGAGACAAUUAGCACUUCACGCCCAGCAGCAAGCCAGGCAGCAGCAACAGCAACAGCAACAACAGCAGCAGCAACAGCAACAGCAACAACAGAAGAGGAUAGAAGAACAGCAGCGUCGACUACACGAGCAUCAGAUGAGGCUGCAACAGGAAGAGGAGCAGCACGACCAAGCCCAGGCUGAACGGGAGCGACAGCGGAUGUCUCAGGAGCCUCUUUCUGAGGAUGGAGGAGACAGGAGCGAGGAUAUGCCUCGGCCAUCAGUCAUUGAAUCUGCAGGAUCUGGGGAGUCAGAUGCAAGUGAAGAUCUCCGAAAGCUUCAGUCCAUGAUCUUACAACUGAAUCGCCAGGGGGAAAUGGGUCUUCGGUGUCGCUUGUGUCAUAAGGAUGUCGGAAACAAGUAUUUCCUUCGUGCUCACAUGAUGACAGAACACGGCAUCUUGGGGCAUGAGGACGCUCCUGCCACUCCCAGUGAAGGAGCCCAAACCCCAAAGACCCCUCGCGAACCGAAGUCGGCAUCUCCGCCUCCUACGGCUGAAAACCAAGCUUUUUGCACCAUUUGCAAGAAAGAUUUCUUCUCGCGUUAUAUCCUUCAGCAGCACAUGUUGAGUGCGCACGGUGUGUUCACCCCCCCAGCACCACCAACGUCUUUCAUGGAGAGGAUAAGAGCAGAGGUGGAAAGUCGAGAGGACAGGAAACCUCAGUCAACCUCCCGUUCCUAUUGUGAGAUUUGUAACAAGGAACUAUGUAAUAAAUACUUUAUGAAAACACAUAUGUUAAAAAUGCAUGGAAUUAACAUAGAAAAUGGUGUAUCGGGUGGUGUUACAUGUGAUCUUUGUAACAAAGAACUCUGUAGCAAGUACUUUUUACGUGUCCACAAGCAGAAUACGCAUGGUCUUGUCGAAGAGGGUCGUGAAGGCGAGGAAGGCAUUGAUCAAUCGGAAAUCGAAAACUGCCCUCUGUGUUCCCGGCGGUUUAAGAAUCGCAAGUGGUUGAAGACUCACCUGACCAACGACCACGAGAAUGCAGGCAAAGAGAAGUGGCGUGAAAUCGAGGCCACCAUGGUUUCCCAUGACCCACCUCAGCAACAACAAGGCCCCUCCUGUGGGCUCUGUGGCCACGUUCUGCCGGACUUGGUUGCCCUUCAGCUGCAUGUCAUCAAAGUGCAUGGUGCUCAUGACGCUGGCUCGGAGGCCUCCCGAAGUGCAGGAGACGAUGACCUUAAAUCGAGGAACUCUCUUCAGUGUACAGUCUGCCCCUUCACAGCUCCUACUCCAGCUUUACUCUAUGCCCAUUCCCGAACUCAUGCCCCUGGCAUGCCGCCCUUCCCAGGCGUGUUAGGACAAGCAGUUCCCUGCCCUCUUUGUUCACAAAUGCUGCCUAACAUUGAAUCCUACCAGCACCACCUCUUGCAACAUCAGCUCCAGGGCCUGUUGAAGCCGUUGCUGGAGCAGGAAAGCGGAAGACACGAGCAAGACUCCCCUGGGCUGCAGAAGGACGGCUCGAGGAAGGACGCCGGCGGGCCGCCCUCGUCCAUUCCCCUGAGGCGCAGGAAACGAUGGAGAUGCUCCCAGUGCAGGAUGAAGUUCAUGAGCCGCGCGCUGUGCCUUGCUCAUGUGCACGCCAUGCACAACCCGCGGGCCCGUGGGACAUGGCUGGGGCGCUCCGCCGUGCACCGCCGUCUGUUCAAGUGUCGCAAGUGCGGUGCGGUGGCGCGGCGCCUGACGGACCUGCGGCAGCACAUCCGCGAGCAGCAUCGCGCCCGCCCCGGCGUGCCCACGAGCCACGCCACGCCCACCAAGUCUCGCGCGACGGGGCGCUUCGUGAUGCAGCCUUUCCUCCUGAACAGUGACGGGCCGGAGGGUGGGGACGGCUGCGAGGCGGAACACCCGAAGCCCGAGAGCGAGCAGUUCGUGCCCUCCCUGGUGUACCUGCCGGUGGCGCGUCGCGUGCAGCGCCCUCUCACGGUCUCCUUCAGCCUCACGCCAGCAUGAGCUUUGCGCCCUGUAGGCGCGCUACAACUCAGGGUCUUGCUCUUCUUCAAAGUACAAUCACGGGCCGGGCGUGACGUGGGCGCGCCCGGCCGUGGAGCCGCCCGGGGCCGCAGACGCCCGCCGGACAGCCCGCCACAGGUGCUACACGCCCGCCGCCGGGGACGCUCGUCGCCGCGCCGGCGGGCGGGACGAUAUUACGCGGGCAGGGCCGGGCGCGGCCUGCGGCUGGCUCCGGACUCUCCUCUAUAUCACUGUACCUCAGUACCAAUCAAAACCGGGGGGCUGCUCGGACCCCUCGCAAAAUAGGUCUCCAGGUGGGGUUGCGGGCGGCCCGGUUGUGAGGGCGCGGGCGGGGCGGGGAUGUUGGUUUUGGCCAGCAGAAUGCUAUUAUAUCAGGGGGACACCACCGCUUACUUGCACAAGCACAUCACACGGCCACACGGUCAUGCCCAGUUGCAUGCAGGAUAUACGCUUACGCACACUAACACAUACACACACACGCACACACACACACACACACACACACACACACACACACACACACACACACACACACACACACACACACACACACACACACACACACACACACACAUACACACACACACACACACUGUCCUUGCCCACACGGUGAAACUGCAUUGUUAUUGUGAAUUUUUAAGAUAUAUAUAUAUAUACGUAGGUGAAUACUAAGACUCGAAAGCCACGAUGCAGUGACGCCGCGGUUCCCCGAGGCGCCGUUCGCGGCCCUCGGCAGGGGCGGCCCGAGCGCCACCGUGGGGGCGGGGCGGCCACACGUGGGUCCCCCGCCAGAGGGGCCUUUCCCCGUGCUUGCUCAGCGUCCGACCGUCAGGGAUGUAACUAAUAGUUCUUCUUUCAUAUAAUUAUCAAUAUUAUCUAUAUAUCCAUAUAAAGAUAAGCGUUGUAUACAGGUCUCUGGGAUGUGUGUUAUAAUUAGGUUGAUUAUAUAUCAGUAGAUGAUAUAAGAUGGUCGUUCAUGUUUAUGGAGCUGAAUAUUUGAUCCUGGACCAAGUAAAUCAAGUGUACUGUACAGUCUAACAAUGCUAGUAAAUAGUACUUAGUGGUUUUCAAGCAGCCGUCGCGGGUCAGACUGUUCAUUGCGGGCGAGGCUGUUAGCUGUUCAACCUCCGACCGGGUUGCUGCUCUGUGGCUGCGAGAGAGACGGCUGUUAUGAUGCGCCGCGGGCUCGAGAUCUGCCGUUCGCUGUGGGUCGCUCCGGCAGGCGGCCACGAGCCCUACGAAGGACACGAAGGAGCUCGGCGGGGCGCGAUGGAGCCGCCCCUCGCACGAGCGGACGGCGAAGUGAUGAAAGAAAGGGCGGUGGUCUUCUCUCGCCCCGUCGACGUGACCUCGGGCUGCAGCUCGGCCGGUCUUUUCGAAGGAUUCCAACGCAGACCAUGCAACUUUUCUUCUGGACUACUUAUGUGCUCUGUGUAGCUCCCAGAUCAGUUUGAUCUCCGUUUCAUGAUCUGUGAAAACUGCCGACAUUCCGUAUUAGGUAGAUAACGAUAUGUUCCAGUGAUCGUGGGUCAACAUGAAAUAUUUGUUAGCUGUGCUUUGAGUUUUAAUCCAGUGGCGAGGCACGUGACGCUGAUAUCCAAUGUCUAUACGAGAAAUUGAAGAAAGGUUUAUUAUUAUUAUUUUUAUUGAAACAGUUCUAUUUAUCUAUUUUACUCAUCGUCGUCUCCGAGAAGUUGAAGCGUAUUGUUAGAUACUUUCAGAUAUAUUUCUUCAACUGUGUGUCAUAUGUUUUUCUGUACUAAAGUAUUGACGGCAUAAGCAGUGUUCUCUGUAUAGGCUCUGGCCCUCCUCCCGUCUUCGCCAGCCAGGGGGUGGCUGUCGAGAUCUACCCAGCAUUGUAGACACAAAUACCUAUAUAUACUAUGGCAUUCCUGUAUGUCAAGUUGUAUUCUAUAUUGUAUAUCAAUUGCUCUAGUAUACAUGGCAUAUUUUUUCAGUUGGCAGUGUUUAACCUACGAAUCCAUUGUUCGUCUUGAGAAUUUUGUGUUGCAUGUACCCAGUGGUAUUCUUAUUGUAUGGUUUUAUUUUUGCUCAAGGGUUACUUAUCUCUGAGACGAUAAGUGCAGUCGCCAAAAUAACGAAAAAGAUAACAUUCCUGGUCAGUUGAAGUCAAGGAGUUUCUUAGAUAUUUAAUUUAUGUCAAGAGUUCUCUUUUGUUUUCGUUUUACGCAAAUGUCAUGAAAACUUGGUCAUUUUUUUUCCUGAUUCUAUUCGUUGUGACUCAGGAUUGGUGAAAGCUUGUCCGAAGUGCGGCCGCGUCCGGGCUUGUGAUUGGCUGAUGGUAAGAGAGUGAGGACGAGCUGAACCAAUCACGUCACGCCUUGUUGAUCCUAUGGCGUCGUCUUUUGUGGGGAGGAAACUUGACCUUGUGGACUGACUGUUCUUAUUUUGUUAUGUACAUUCCAGAUAUUUUUAUUACUAACACCGGGUAAGGAAAACAAACUCGAUGAAAUUUGUAUUUAUUUUACAAAGUAAUUUGUUCUUAGGUGAAUAUGCUUUAUAUGGUGUUAGCUGAAAUGUUAAUUACAAAAUUCUUUGCAAAGGCUCUACUAGUCUGUUCGGACUACAUGAAUCAGUGCUUGUGCCAUAGCUUUUGUUUGGCUCUCUUACCAUUAUUUGUCUAGUCAAUCUGGCAACUCAAAAUUAAUGAAUUAAGUGUUUUAUCUAAAUUAUUAGGAAAUAAAAAUUGUACCAAAAAAUAUAACAGAGAAACCUUCUCUUAUGGAUAGGUAGAGUAAGGCUGAACAAGAGCUUUACUUUAGAACGUUUGAUUGAAUUUAUUGUCUAGUCAAGAGUCGAUCAUGUUAUUCUGUGAAGUUGAACAAUGACCAAAGAAAUUGUUUGACAAAUAUA
This is a messenger RNA of Penaeus chinensis, 8247 nucleotides long. RefSeq lists its product as uncharacterized. The coding region runs from base 238 to 5352 and encodes 1704 amino acids. The transcript is spliced from 2 exons. The record is from RefSeq and is a predicted model, not a curated record. NCBI's taxonomy places the organism in Eukaryota, Metazoa, Arthropoda, Malacostraca, Decapoda, Penaeidae.